CAACUUACUCACCAAGCAAGCAAAUUUUCGAAGUUCAGUUGCGAUGUGGCGAUCGCGCAAACUGGUUGAUGGCAGAGCUUAAGCUUAUUUCGACAAAAGUAAAUGUAAAUAAAUAUUUAUGUAUUUAUAUGUAUAUUAAAUAUAUACAUAAUAAUAUGCUAAAUAUAUUGCAUUUACCGCAAGUGCUUGUCGGCGAACUAAAUUGAAUAGCAGUUAGUUGAGAGCGGUGCACGCGCGAUCACAGCCUCAGUUCAACAACACAAAACGCCAUUCAACAGACUCACGAUUAAAAAGCUGUCAACUUUAAUACGAAUACUAACUAAAUAAGUAGCUGACAGAGUUGUUAUUGUCGUGUCAUAGCUACAUAUUAAGUUUGUUGACAUUUUUACGCGUUUGUUUCCUCGCAGUGUCUUCGUAUGGCCGGGAUGUGCUAAUUCGCGAGUACGUUCAAAUAUUAUGAAAGAGUGAAAAUUGAAGUGGAAGUACUGAGGUUAAUCUUCAAUUGUGUUAUUCUUUUUAUUACUGGUUCGUCUACGAGCUUAGAUGAGCAGGGCAACGGUUAAAUUUAAUAAUUUAUACGCUAGUCGUGUCGUACUGCGCUUAGCAGUGCUGGCUGCUGUUGUUGUUUUAGUGAUACUUGCUACAAAUGUUCCUUCCGCUAGCAGCGCGCCACUUGCCACCACAUUGCGUGAUGUGUGCGGUCAUACGCUACGCCGGCCAAGCAGCUUCUUUGCUCGCCACUUUGAUUCGACUUUCCUGAAACAUUUCUUCAAACAUUUGAUACCAUUUACCAGUACGAUGCGCGUCAAAAUGCAAUUCUUUCUAUAUAAACGUGAUUUUGCCGAGUGUGGACGUGAAAUUAUUACAGAUGAUCAUAAUACUUUGGACAUGUCCGAGUUCAAUCCGGAGCAUCCAACGAGAAUAAUCAUUCACGGUUGGAUGAGUCAGAGUAAGGGCGCCUUGAAUCGUGCCGUCAAAAACGCUUAUCUCAGUCUAGUCAAACGCGUGCCACCAUCAGCUGCCAACGACCCCGAUAAUAGCCGCUUCACUGAUGCGUCAGAUAGCGGCAUCGUCACCGACAGUCCACCACUUAGCAAUGACUUUGAAAACAAUAUCGACAGCAGCUAUCCAAGUGACCUCAACACCAAUGCCACCAACACUCCAAGCGACGACUUCAAUGUCAUCGUCUGCGAUUGGAGUUUGAUAUCGUCGAAUGUCAAUUAUUUUGGCGUUGUCGAAAUGGUUGAGGAUCUUGGUCGUUUACUCGCAGAUUUCGUGCACUUCCUGCACCUGAGGACGGGCCUGCACUAUCACGAUGUCUACUUGAUCGGCCACUCGUUGGGCGCGCAAAUUGCCGGAAGCGCUGGCAAGCAAGUGCAACCAUUUCGCUUUAACACCAUUUAUGCGCUCGAUCCUGCUGGGCCGAAAUUUCGCGAUCUAACCGACGAGUAUCGCAUCGAUCCCACCGAUGCUGAGUAUGUUGAAUCCAUACAGACAAGCAGUAGUUUGGGCUUCGAGGAGCCAGUCGGUCAUGCGACUUUCUAUCCCAAUUAUGGACGCGAUCAGAAGAAGUGCUACAUCUAUGGCUGUUCCCAUAGGCGUGCCUAUCACUAUUUUGCCGAAUCGAUUACCAGCAAAUUGGGUUUUUGGGGCACACUUUGUCGUCGCGAAUCGGAGGAUGUUUGGAUAAUUUCGGAAUCGGGUGCAGAGUUUCGCAUGGGUGGUGAACCUUCGACACCGAAGCGGGGCACAUUCUAUGUGAAGACUGCAGAUCGACCGCCAUAUGCGUUGGGUCGCAAUGUACAGCCGCUUAGGUUGGUCACACCGAUGAUAGAUGAUGCGGCAGAUGGAAGUGUCGAAAUGAAGUUGACAUUAAAUGAGUUUUGAUGUUCUUUUUUUUUUGAGUCGUUGAUGCAAAUUAUUUAUUUUUUUU
Rhagoletis pomonella (apple maggot) is the source of this 1933-nucleotide messenger RNA. RefSeq names its product pancreatic lipase-related protein 2-like. The record is from RefSeq and is a predicted model, not a curated record. Gene Ontology annotation, biological process: lipid metabolic process. Bases 544 to 1887 code for a protein of 447 amino acids. Gene Ontology annotation, molecular function: lipase activity. The transcript has 3 exons. NCBI's taxonomy places the organism in Eukaryota, Metazoa, Arthropoda, Insecta, Diptera, Tephritidae.